Messenger RNA from Sugiyamaella lignohabitans, 813 nucleotides. RefSeq names its product Rts2p (gene RTS2). Bases 1 to 813 code for a protein of 270 amino acids. The transcript has a single exon. Gene Ontology annotation, cellular component: nucleus. The record is from RefSeq and is a predicted model, not a curated record. Gene Ontology annotation, molecular function: double-stranded DNA binding. Lineage: Eukaryota; Fungi; Ascomycota; Dipodascomycetes; Dipodascales; Trichomonascaceae. Gene Ontology annotation, biological process: DNA damage response; DNA replication.
AUGAAGGCUAAGGGCCUUCAGAGGCUCCGAUGGUAUUGUCAAGUUUGUGAGAAACAGUGUAGAGACGAAAACGGAUUCAAAUGCCACACUCAGAGCGAGUCUCACUUGCACAAAAUGCUGAAUGUGAGUGCUCGUGGGAAAGAAAAAAUCGAAGAAUACUCAACACAAUUCAAAAGGGACUUCAUAUUUUUGUUGAGAACUGGGCAUGGUGAAAAAUCAAUUAAUGCAAAUAGAUUUUACCAAGAGUACAUUCAGAACAAGGAUCAUAUCCAUAUGAAUGCCACUAAGUGGACAUCAUUAACAGAUUUUGUGAAAUUUCUUGGCAAAGAGGGCAUUUGUAGAGUAGAAGACUCAGAAGAAAACGGGUUAUGUAUUUCUUGGAUCGACAACUCACCCGAGUCAUUAAGGCGACAAGAGGCUUUAAGAAAAAAAGAACGGGCUGAAAAAGGUGAUGAAUACAGGGCAAUGAAGCAUUUAGAAACCCAAGUUCAAAAGGCCAAAGAAGAGCAGGUUGCUUUUAAAGAAAACAGCGAAGAAGGACAUGAGCUCGAUACUGAAAUUAGACGUGAGUCAGAUUCUCCUAUAUCGCUGAAGUUGAGCUUUGCAAGCAACCGUGCGGAUAAGAUUGCGGUUGUCACCAAAAGCUCUAGUUUGGUGAAGAACACAGGGAAUCAGGCUCCACGAAAAAAUGUCUUUGCUACACCUUCAAUUUCGAAAGUAUCGAAACCAAAAUCCACUCCCUCAAAAUCAAACAAGCCCCUGAACGCUUUUCAGGAAGUGAUGCUCCAAGAACAAGCUCGCCGCCGUCACUAA